This is a messenger RNA of Lepus europaeus (European hare), 1020 nucleotides long. It is a transcript of the gene MRPL48, whose product is annotated as mitochondrial ribosomal protein L48. The transcript has 8 exons. The record is from RefSeq and is a predicted model, not a curated record. Lineage: Eukaryota; Metazoa; Chordata; Mammalia; Lagomorpha; Leporidae. Gene Ontology annotation, cellular component: mitochondrial ribosome. The coding region runs from base 1 to 816 and encodes 271 amino acids.
AUGAUUUCUGGAGUCGCAGGAGCUGCCGGAACCAAGGUGCUGCGGGAGUGGAAAGAGUGUCGGUCGUAUAUUGUUACCGGACCUGAUCAAGGCCGGCAGCGAUUACAGACGCCCAGGAAUCGCGGCUGUUGGCGCGGACCUUCGGUUUCCACAGUCAAGAGGUCGCAGCAGGAAAGGAUGAGCGGAACCCUGGGAAAGGUGCUGUGCCUGAGGAGCAAUAUCAUUUUUAAGCAAGUGGUUUCCCUCUUAAGAGUCAGAACUUCAGGAGAGAAUCCCAUUUAUUCUGCAGGUGGCAUUCUACUGAGCACCAGUCGGCACUACAAGACAAAACCCACCCAUGGCAUUGGACGAUACAAGCACCUAGUUAAAGCUCAGGAGCCCAAGAAGAAGAGGGGAAAAGUAGAAGUGAGACCCAUCAAUUUGGGGACAGAUUAUGAAUAUGGGGUUUUAAACGUUCACCUCACUGCCUACGACAUGACCCUGGCAGAGAGUUACGCCCGAUACAUUCACAACCUCUGCAACCAGCUCUCCAUUAAGGUCGAAGAAAGUUACGCGAUGCCCACCAAAACCAUGGAGGUGUUGCAGCUGCAGGAUCAAGGCACCAAAAUGUUCGUGGACUCAGUCCUUACCACACACGAGCGAGUGGUUCAGAUCAGCGGUUUGAGUGCUACGUUUGCAGAGAUUUUCUUGGAAAUAAUCCAGAGUAAUCUUCCUGAAGGAGUCAGGCUGUCAGUGAGGGAGCACACCGAAGAAGACUUCAAGGGACGGUUCAAAGCCCGGCCUGAACUGGAAGAACUAUUGGCCAAACUGAACUAGCGCACACGCGUUCAUGCCAGCGCUGGUCAGAGCAAGUGCCACGGAGAAGACCUUCCCGAGUGUCAGAGCUAAGCAGGAGAACGUAAUCCUAGAUUUCCUAACUUCCGGUUCCCGUAGCCAGGAAUGCCUGCUCUCCCGUGGCUGUGCUUGCCACUUCUCGCCACACCUCCCAUGUUUCCAUUUAAUAAAAAUCUGUCAUCACGG